AUGGUACAGCCUACUGCCAACUCCGCGGGGCCGGCUGGAGACAUCUCUGUGAGGGAGUGGAUUUGCUGGGAAGGCGAAGGCCCCAUGGAGCCCACGACGACCCUCGUCCUAACCGCACCCAGCAACACGUUCCUCGACGUGCGGCUGCUGCUGCCAACCCCCCAGACGCCGCCGUCGGAACUGCCACUGCCCAACACAGGCGGGCCGCUCAACCGCCUCGACUGGGCCUUCUCGGGCGUGUCCGAGACGUUGCCGCCGAUGGUCAUGCCGCAGAUGCAGCUCGCGGCCGCGCACACGCAGGUGCCGCCGCUGGUGCCGGUCGAAUACGGCCGCCUGUACGAUCCCAACGCGACAGGACCGUGGGGCAGCGGCGCCAUGACGGUGCCGAGGAAGCGGUGGAGGCACGUCAUCGACAGCAGGUGCGUCGCACCGGACCAGAAGCCGGCACAGGACGAGGGCGAAAUGUACCCCGUCGCGGGCAGGCCCGAGGCGUGCUUGGAGAUCGGCCGGAUGGAGAGGGAGAGGGGAAGCGGCGUCUCGAUCGGCUACCAGGAGCUAUGGGUCACGGUGGAGCCGAGGUUGGUCGGCACCGAGACUGGCCGCCACGGCGUUGUGCUCUCGCUCGAUAUGCCCGAGCGGCAGGCCCGCGGCAUCGUCGUUCGCGUCGCGCAGUUCUGCCAAGCGCUGCUGAUGAUCAACGGCCAGAUCGACCUCGAGCGCUGGGAGCAUUUCGUCGGCGCCCAGGGUACCAUGGGUGAGUGGCAGCGCGUGGCGAAGCUGGGGAGCAGGUUCCUGCCGUGCGCUUGGACGUUCGAGGAUGGUAAGGCCAUGCUGGACAACGUGGCUGUUGGCAGCACGCUGCAAGAUGGCGAGAUGAUGUGGCAGGUGCAGGAGAGGUUUACCUGGUAA
This is a messenger RNA of Lasiodiplodia theobromae, 909 nucleotides long. RefSeq lists its product as uncharacterized. Lineage: Eukaryota; Fungi; Ascomycota; Dothideomycetes; Botryosphaeriales; Botryosphaeriaceae. The transcript is spliced from 3 exons. The coding region runs from base 1 to 909 and encodes 302 amino acids. The record is from RefSeq and is a predicted model, not a curated record.